CCACUUUGGUCUAACCCCCAAUUGUAUUUAUAAAUGCAUCUCAAUAUCAUACUCUCCUUACCAAACCAUUCCCAUGGAUACCACUCCCAACUUGACACUUAUCGAAGAUUGUCGAAUAUCGCCACCUCCGGGCACCGUUGGCCACCGUUCGUUACCACUUACUUUUUUCGACACCACAUGGCUACUCUUCCCACCCGUCCAUCAUCUUUUCUUUUACGACUUCCCCCAUUCUAAAUCCCAUUUUGUAGAAACAGUUGUUCCCAACCUAAAACACUCGUUAUCACUUACUCUUCGACAUUUUUUCCCGUUCGUUGGCAAACUGGUUGUCUACCCUAACCUCAAUAAUUCCGGGGUCAUUAAAAAACCAGAAAUCCGACAUGUGGAAGGUGAUUAUGUCGCGCUUACUUUUGCAGAAUGUGAUCUUGAUUUUAAUGAUUUGUCAGGAUAUCAUUCUCGAAAAUGUGAAACCUUUUAUCCACUAGUACCUUCAUUGGGUAAGGCUGUUAAAAAAUCCAAUUAUGUCACAAUCCCCCUUUUUUCUCUCAAAGUAACACUUUUUCCAAACAAUGGUAUUUCCAUUGGAAUGACUAAUCACCAUAGCCUAUGUGAUGCCAGCACCCGGUAUAGUUUCUUGAAGGCGUGGACUUCAAUUGCUCGAUUUGGUGGAGACCAAUCAUUCUUGGUGAAUGAAUAUCCACCGAUAUAUGAUAGAUUGAUUAACUAUCCAAAACUAGAUGAAUAUAAGUUGAGCCAAACAAGGCUCGAAACUUUUUAUAAGCCUCCAAGCCUUGUUGGUCCAACUAAUAAGGUCCGUGCAACAUUUGUUUUAACACGGACCAAUAUCAAUCAAUUGAAGGAACGAGUCAUAUCAGAGCUUCCAAUAUUAGAGUAUGUAUCAUCUUUUACCGUAAUAUGUGGCUAUAUUUGGAGUUGUAUUGCAAAAUCAUUAGUCAAAUUAGGAGAAAGAAAAGGGGAAGACGAGUUAGAACAAUUUAUAUUUACAAUUGAUUGUCGGUCUCGUAUGGAUCCACCAAUUCCCGCAAACUAUUUUGGUAAUUGUGGGGCACCUUGUGUUGUAACCAUAGAAAACGUUGUUUUAUCUAGCGAAAAUGGUUUUGUCGUCGCUUCUAAGUUAAUUGGAGAGGGGAUAAACAAAAUGGUGAACAAUAAGGAUGGAAUUAUGAAAGAUGUCGAAAGGUGGCACGACCCUUUCAAGAUUCGAGCAAGAAAGAUUGGCGUUGCUGGUACUCCGAAACUCAAAUUCUACAACACGGAUUUUGGUUGGGGAAAGCCGAAAAAAUAUGAAACCAUUUCAAUUGACUAUAACGAAUCGAUUUCUAUAAAUGCAUCCAAAGGUUCAACCCAAGAUGUUGAAAUUGGACUGUGCCUUCCUAGUACGCAAAUGGAGGCGUUGGCGAAUAUCUUUAAUGAUGGUUUGAAGGGAUGAAUUCCAUCAUAACUAUUUAUCGUCACUUUUUUUUUUUCCGGGUGUAUUAUUGUUGAUUCUAUAUUUGUUUUGGGUAUGCAAAUUAGUAUUAUUUUACAACCUUUUUUAA
Erigeron canadensis is the source of this 1556-nucleotide messenger RNA. Its product is annotated as malonyl-coenzyme A:anthocyanin 3-O-glucoside-6''-O-malonyltransferase-like. The coding region runs from base 74 to 1447 and encodes 457 amino acids. The record is from RefSeq and is a predicted model, not a curated record. NCBI's taxonomy places the organism in Eukaryota, Viridiplantae, Streptophyta, Magnoliopsida, Asterales, Asteraceae. The transcript has a single exon.